GAAAUCAAUUUACUCUUUGCUCUGGAGUUGUGGUGGUGCGAGCUUCCUGUCCAACUCACAGCUCCUGUACUUCACAAACACUUCCACACCUCUGAGCACAAGGGAAGCCAGAGAUUUUCUCCCCAGUCCUGCUGCUCUCCAGAGGCCACAUCACCUCAGCAGCCCCACAGUCUGCUCUGUACACCCCCCACCCCACAAACAGGUAAGUGCAUUAUCCCAGAGCUUUGGGAAGGGGAGAAGGUUGGUGAGAGCUCUCUGUUAAGUGCUCUUGUUUAGUUUUUCUUCUCUUCUUAGAAACCUUCAAGGGAAUGAGACCUGCAAGGGCUACUAACCUUGAGCAUACAAGGCUAUUUGUCUUUGGAAUGGUUUAAAUUGAAACAGGGUAGCAUUAGAUGGGAUAUUGGCAAGAAAUCCCUCUGAGGAUGCUGAGGCCCCAGAACAGGGUGCCCAGAUAAGCUGUGGCUGCCCCCUCCAUGGAAGUGUCUCUAACCAGGUUGGAUGGGGUUUGGAGCAGCCUGGCAGACUGGAAAGUGUACCUGACCAUGGCAGGGAGGUGAAUGGGAGGAGCCCUAAGGUCCCUUCCCAUCAAUGCCAGUCUUAAUUGCCCAAUUUCCCCUCCCCAGCUCCUUCCCAUAAAGCACGAGAAAGUUGAAACUGAAACCUUUUGAUAAAAACAAGCUGUCUCAGAAAAGAAACAGGGAUUUCUUUCUGGCUCUGAAACACCAGCUCUCCCCUGCAGACCACCAAGGCCUGCCCAAUGAGGCUGGGCUGGGUAGAUGUCUCUCUGUUUUGGGGGACAUUUGUCUCCAAAAUCAGCACCCUGAGGGUCUGCCAGCUGUCACUGAAGGUUAACAGCAAAGGGGGACAAGGCCAAACAACCCACAGCUCCUGCUGCUUCCUCUCUAAAGUCUCCCUGAAACAACCCUGUGAAACUUGUGUCCUUGGACAGUGAGGGGGGUUUUGAGUCAUUAUUUUGAAAUCUUCUUAAUCAUUAAGUCACACUGUGUUACAAUGUCCUCCUGUUAUUUCAAGUAAUUCAGCUUAGCUUGUGUUCCCUCUUUCCCAAGGCACAAAUCCACCUUGCUUUGCUUCAAAACCUCAGCCACAGCCAGAAUGUUUAAAAAACUCACCAAAUUCAUUGUAAAUCAAAUGGAUCCAUACAAAGAACUGGUCCCUGUCGAAAGCAUCGCAGACAAUGAGCACUUCAGGCCUCUCUAUCUACUGAAAAAAAAAAGCAAACCAAAAACCAUAUUUCACCGAGCUCCCUACUACCAGAGGACAGGCUUCACACUGGAUGAUGUGCUGCUGCCUGGAGAAAAUGAGUCCCUCCAUCAAGAAUGCAGCCAAUUUACUCUCACAAAAGUCAGCGCUGACCAAGCUGAUGGAGGUCUCAGCAUUUCAUUUGACCCUACAAAUGUGGAGCUGAAAGGAGGUGCCUCCUUGUCCAAAGAGUUUUCCAUUAUGCCACAGAAGAAGAGCAUAUCACUGGAAUCACUGGAGGCACUGAGAAGAGAAAGGGAAAUCAACAUGGAUCAUUCCUUCAUCCAACAGCUCCAGAGAACAGACAUCAAGCUCUGUGUGGUCACUGAAAUCCUCGAGGCCUCAGAGGAGGCUGUCUACAAGGAAUCCACCAAGGCAGAUGGGGGCUUCAAGGCCAAAUUUUAUGCUUCACUCUGUGCACAGAGCAACAGGGAGGACAAACAAAGCAUAGUGAUACCCAAGGGCUGCACGCUGGCCUUCAGGACCAUCCCACUACACAUCAGAGAUGGAGCAUGGGAUCUGGAUUAUUUCCCAGCAGAAGCUGUGAGAAAGCAAACUUAUGUAGCUGAUGGUCCCUCAGCAGGAAAAUUAGGACAAGUAAUGACAGAAGUUCAAUAUUUCUGCCGAAUUUUCCCCGAGUUGUCUCCUGACCUGCUGCUCAUCACCUUAAACACCAUCAAAGCUGCGAUGAGAGACAAGAACCUCCUUCAAGAGCUCAGCCAGAAAAUGGAAGAAGUUACUGAGCAAAAUGAUGGUUAUGAGCUGAGAACUGAGAGCCCAGACUUAAAGGAACUGUUCAGCAUCUUACAGCAAUCCCCAAGACAUCAUCUCCUUCUGCUGGCAGAAGGAAUCACCUACGUCCUUGACGCUUUGCAUGAGUUAACGGAGGAUCAGCUGCUGCUGCUGCUGGAAUCCUUGGAAAGGAAGAUUGUAUCCCAACAGCUGAACCUGGUUGAAAAUCUCCUGAAACAUGACCUGGAUAAGGGGGAGGAGACUUUUCUUGUGGAUGCCAAUGUGCUCUUCUCACAGGAGGAGGAACAGAUGUUAACCAUUGCCCUGGUGGAGCUUAGUGGAGUGCAGCUCCAGGAAGAUGGAUCAGUUACCCCUAGGGAUAAACCCACUGAGGCCGUGGCAGCCUUGUUUGUGGCCCUGUAUGCCCUUAACUUCCUGAGUGGUUCCAGGUCCCUGGCCCUGCCCAGGGAACCCCUCUGAGGUCUUGUGAACUCUCUACUGACAAGCCAGUUUUCUCUCCCUAUAUCAUCCUUGUUAAUAAUCAAGGCUGAUUUGGCUGGCAAAAGGAAAUUUAAGGCUAGAAAAUUCAUUAUGGCUACUAAAGGUUGGGUAUCAAAGUGGAUUUGUUUUACUUACACCACCCUGGUCCCAGCACUGCCAUCAUCCCUGAGAUGUUCAAUGGACACAUGGAGCACUUUAGAGCAAACAUACUCUCAUUAUCACUCUAUAAAUAAAGAGGACCUUUUUGAUACACAA
Messenger RNA from Agelaius phoeniceus (red-winged blackbird), 2748 nucleotides. The record is from RefSeq and is a predicted model, not a curated record. NCBI's taxonomy places the organism in Eukaryota, Metazoa, Chordata, Aves, Passeriformes, Icteridae.